AUGAGCCCGUCGCCAACAGUUCGCAAAACCGACAAGGAGGAGGUUGAGGUUGAGCAUGUCUCUCAUACAGAGAAGCAGAACGUCGGCGCCCUCACCAGCGAGGUGAACGAGAAUAACAACGAGACACUCUGGCAUUCCAUCAAACAGAACCCCUGGGUCCUCGUCUAUACCUUUUUGGCAAACUCCGGUUCUCUACUGUUCGGAUACGAUGUCCUCGUCCAGGGUGCUAUUACUGCCCUUCCCAUGUUCUCUGCCUAUUUCGGAUCCCCUUUCGGAGACUCCUUUAUCCUUCCAGCGUUGUGGCAGGGACUUUGGCAAGGGCUGAACGCGUUUGGGAUCAUGUGUGGCGCCGCGAGCAAUGGUGUGCUUCAGGAUAAAUUUGGACGAAAGGUGAUGUUUUUCGUCGGCGGUGCCAUUUCCGCUAUUGGGACUGCAACCACAUUCGUCGCUUCAGAUGUGGAUGCACUCAACGCUCGACGUGGUCUGCUUGUACUCGGCAAGUUCAUUCUCGGGGCUUCCAUGGGGAUCCUCAUGUCGACAUGCCAGACGUAUGUAUCGGAGAUAUCGCCGCCGCGACUACGUACAAUCUUGCUUGGUCUCUACCCUUUUCUCAUUACUGUUGGCCAGAUGAUUGCAAUCUCGGUCGUCUUCUCCCGCAUAAAUGGCACCACAGACGCUGCCUUCAAGGUCCCCUUCGCUUCGCAAUGGGCUUUCUCGGCCUUUGCCAUCAUCGUCUCCUUUAUUAUACCCGAGAGCCCGCUCUAUCUUAUCGCAAAGGACAAACUCCCCCAGGCUGAAAAGUCACUCCUCCGUCUCGGGUGCCCCACCCCUACCAGGCGUAUCAUGGUCAUACAAGCAACAAGGGAACAAGAGAGAGCCUCGAGCGCCGAAGAAGCGACCGUUGCCGAACUGUUCCGAGGGAGCAACCUACGACGAACGCGCAUCGUCGCCCUGUUAAACUCGUUACAACAAUUUAUUGGCAUUUCCUUGGUGUCAAACUCCACAUAUUUCUUCAUCAUGGCAGGCAUGGACCCUUCACAGUCUCUAACCAUGAACCAAGCCGGUGUCGGGGCGAGUAUGGGAUGCACCCUCAUCUCCUGGGUGCUCAUCACCCACUUGGGCCGUCGAACUGCCAUCCUCGGGAGCUUUGUUAUGGCUGCGCUGUUCUUCUUGGGGAUGGGGAUUGCCGGGUUCUGGCCGCACGAUCCCAAGGCUCUUCGAUUCAUCGGCGUAUCCCUCAUCCUCGCCGCCUGCUGCAACAAUCUCGGCGUUGGAACCGCCUACCCAAUCGCCGCGGCUGAAAUCCCCUCAACGCGACUCCGCGCCAAAACCCUUGGGUUCGGCUUUUUGAUUAAUGCAUUCACAACCUGGGCAUUCACACUGUGUGUUCCGUAUAUGUUCAACGCCGAUGAGGGGAACCUCGGCGGGAAGAUCGGGUUUGUCUUUGUUGGGUUCUGUGUUGUGGGGUUUGUUCUGUCCUGGUUGGAGAUUCCAGAGACCAAGGAUAUUACCUACGCGCAGAUUGAUCACUUGUUUCAGCAGAGGAUCCCGACGAGGAGGUUCAAGGAUGAGAGUCUCAGGGAGAUUCCGUUGGAUAAGUAACUGGAUAGCUCCAUUUACACAGUACGGGUGGGGGUUUCUGUAGGGG
Aspergillus calidoustus is the source of this 1648-nucleotide messenger RNA. The record is from the annotation of a GenBank genome assembly. NCBI's taxonomy places the organism in Eukaryota, Fungi, Ascomycota, Eurotiomycetes, Eurotiales, Aspergillaceae.